Messenger RNA from Danio aesculapii, 3627 nucleotides. It is a transcript of the gene pfdn2, whose product is annotated as prefoldin subunit 2. The transcript is spliced from 4 exons. Gene Ontology annotation, biological process: protein folding. The record is from RefSeq and is a predicted model, not a curated record. Gene Ontology annotation, cellular component: cytoplasm; prefoldin complex. The coding region runs from base 7 to 477 and encodes 156 amino acids. Gene Ontology annotation, molecular function: protein folding chaperone. NCBI's taxonomy places the organism in Eukaryota, Metazoa, Chordata, Actinopteri, Cypriniformes, Danionidae.
UUCAUCAUGGCGGCGAACAGCAGCAACAGCACGAGCGGUAAAAGCGGCGGAAAGCAGUCCACUCCGUCAGCCGAGCAGGUGGUGGCCACGUUCCAGAGGAUGCGGCAGGAGCAGCGCAGUAUGGCCUCCAAGGCUGCAGAGUUUGAGAUGGAGAUCAAUGAACACAGCCUCGUCAUCGACACACUAAAGGAAGUAGAUCCCUCACGCAAAUGCUUUCGUUUAGUUGGCGGUGUACUUGUGGAGAGAACCGUCAAAGAAGUCCUGCCUGCGCUAGAAAACAACAAAGAACAGAUUUCCAAGAUCGUGGAGACGCUGAACACGCAGAUGCAGGUGAAAGGACGCGAGCUGACGGAGUACCGCGAACGCUACAAUAUCCGGCUAGUCGGAGAGGACGAUAAACAAGGCAAAGCGGACGCCAGUCAAGCCAAAGACAGCGAAGGAGGAUCUAAAGGUGGCGCCGGAGUGCUCGUCUCAUAGUGGAUUCUUACUGUAGAAACCGCUGUAAUAUACGCCCAGAGACUGAGUUGGCACGUUUCCUUUUUAGUCUUACAGAUGCCAGUCAUAAUAACACACAAGAAAGAGAGCGAGAGUCUCGGUUUUCAUGCACAUUUUGUACAUUCGUAAUCCUUUUCCCACUCUGAUCACAUUUAAAGUGUGAUCUAUACUCUUUAAUAACAUGAUAUUAAACAUGGUAGCUAUUUGUGAAUUUAGAACCAGACAAACUAUCAGUGAGUGCAGACACUGCGAAAAAUGCUUUGAGUUGUUUCCUUUUAGUCGCACAGAUGCCAGUCAUAAUAAAUCACAUGAAAGAGAGCCGAAGUUUUGGUUUUCAUGCUCAUUAUGUACAUUUGUAAUCUUUGAGAACGUAACUUCAUCCACUCUGAUCUAAAAAUGUCUGCAUUCGUUGACACAUAAAUAGUUACUGUGUUUAAUUUCAUGCUAUCAAAAUGGUAAAAUCACACUCUGAUCACAUUUACAGUGUGAUUUCUGCACUUAAUGACAUGAAAUUAAACAUAAUAACUAUUUAUUUGUGAAUUUAAAACCAGAUAAACAGUCAGCAAAUGCAGAAACUUCCAAAAUUUGCUUUUCUAACUUGAGGUUUUUUCCUUUUAGUCUGUCAUAAUAACACAUGAAAGAGAGCCAAAGUUUUGGUUUUCAUGCACAUUAUGUACAUUCGUAGUCUUUGAGAGCGUAACUUUAUCAUCUCUGAACUAAAAAUGUUUGCAUUCGCUGACAAAUUAAUAGUUCUGUUUAAUUUCAUGUUAGUUAAGUGGUGAAAUCACACUCUAGUCACAUUGACAGUAGGAUUUCGACUCUUAAUAACAUGAAAUUAAACAGAACUAUUUAUUUGUGUAUUUAAACCAGACAAUCAGCUAAUGCAAACAUUGUAAAACACGCUUUUUCUUCGUUUUUGUCUCGUUUCUAGUCCAAACAUCUAUAAAUUCUGAAAUAAAGAAGCAUUUUCUAGAGGAGUGAAACAUAUCGUCUUGUUUUCAGAAAUAACAAGUCAAAAUUAAGCGAGUUUUUAUAUAAAACAAGCAAUAUAAUCUGCCAAUGGGGCAAACUAGAAAUUAGUUUUGCUUGUUUUAAGGAAAAUCUCACUUAAUUUAGAAUAUUUUGUCUGGAAAAUGCUUCUUAAUUUGAAAAAUUUUGGACUAAUAUUCAUAAAGGCGGCAACACCAAUGCUACAAAAAUCUAAAUGUAUUAACUUUAAAAAGCUGUCACAAAGGGUCUGACGUCCUGAGCACACCGGCUCUUCAUCAGAUGUCAAUAAACUUGUGUUUUUGGAGCACAGGUGUUGCCGCCUUUAUGAAUAUUUUGCACUUUGUUGUUUUGCUGAUGCUUUUGAGCAUUUUUUCAUAAAAUAUUUGUACUAGAAAUGAGACAACCUUAGGUAAGAAAAGCAUUUUUUUGCAGUUUCUGUAUUCGCUGAUUGUUUGCACUGCAAUAAAUGCUUUUCUUACUUAGUUUGUGCCUCGUUUCUAGUCCAAACAUCUAAAAAUUCUCAUAUCAAGAAGCAUUUUCUAGAGGAGUGAAACAUCGUCUUGUUUUCAGAAAUAACAAGUCAAAUUUAAGUGAGUUUUAAUAUAAAACAAGCAAUAUUAUCUGCCAAUGGGGCAAACUAGAAAUUAGUUUUGCUUGUUUUAAGGAAAAUCUCACUUAAUUUUUUUUUUUUUGUCUGGAAAAUGCUUCUAGAUUUGAACAAUUAUUAGAUAUUUGGACUAAUAUUCAUGAAGGCGGCAACACCAAUGCUACAAAAAUCUAAAUGUAUUAACUUUAAAAAGCUGUCACAAAGGGUCUGACGUCCUGAGCACACCGGCUCUUCAUCAGAUGUUAAUAAACUUGUGUUUUUGGAGCACAGGUGUUGCCGCCUUUAUGAAUAUCUUUGCACUUUGUUGUUUGGGUGAGCACCCAUUUCAGUUGAUGUGUGCUUUUGUGCGUAUUUCAUGAGAUAUUUAGACUAGAAAUGACACAACUCUAAAUAUGAAAAGUAUUUAUGUGCAGUUCCUACAUUCGCUGAUUGUUUGUACUGCAAUAAAGUCUUUAUAUAUAUAUAUAUAUAUAUAUAUAUAUAUAUAUAUAUAGAGAGAGAGAGAGAGAGAGAGAGAGAGAGAGAGAGAGAGAGAGAGAGAGAGUGAGAGAGUUUUUGUCUCAUUUCUAGUCCAAAAAUAUAAACAAUUCUUAAAUCAAGAAGCAUUUUCUGGAGGAGUAAAACAUGUUGUCUUGUUUUCAGAAAAGAUGAGGCAAAAUUAAGUGAGUUUUUCCUUAAAACAAGCAAAAUAAUCUGUCAGUAAAAUAAAUAAGUAAGUAAAGUAAGUAAAAUAAAUGUAUUUCAAAACAAAGACAAGAUUAUUUUGCUGACUUCAUUGGCAUUAUUUAGCUUGUUUUACGGAAUUUUUUCUGAAAAUAAGACAAAAUGUUUUACUGGUCUAGAAAAUGCUUCUUGAUUUAAGCAUAAUUAGAUGUUUUGACUAGAAACGAGACAAAAACUUGAAGUAAAAAAAAGCAUUUUUUUGCAGUGUGUCUGAUUUAAAUCCACAAAUAAAUAGUUGUUUAAUUUCAUGUUAUUAAAAGGAUAGUUCACCCAAAAAUUGGAUCACACUCAAGUGUUUGUAAACUGUUACCAUUUUCUUUCUUCUGUUAAACUCAAAGGAGGAAUAUACUGUUGUAAAAACAAUUGCAAUUGACUUCCAUAGUAUUAUUAAUUACUAUAAACGUCAUGGUUUUUCAACAUUUUUUCUAAAUAUCUUCUUUUGUGUUCAACAGAAGAAGGAAAUUCAGUUUGGAGCCACUUUAGUGUAAGUAAAUAGUCAGGAGUUUUUACGUUUUUGGGUGAACUAUCGCUUUAAUAGCACUGUUAAUUCACCAUAAUCAAAAUGGUCAAGAGUUUUCAAAGCUCGUCUUUCACUUUAGCUCUGGAAAUAAGUCAUGUUUAGGGGUUGCUGCAUUGAAUUGAGCAUGAUGACCAGUCAACGAGUGUCUCAUACCCUGGAUCUCCGACUGUAUUUACUCCAUCAUUUGUCACGACUGUACGCCUGUGGACGAAGUUUUUUUUAUGUUCGUUUAGUUUUCGUGUGUGUGUGGUUGUUUUGGUUAUUGAAUUCAAAAUACAAAAUUGAGCAAGAA